UUUAUUUCCAUUCAAAAUGUGACAAAGUAGGUUUUAGUUAUGUUUAACCCGUACUAUUCGUGUAGGCGCCCGGUGAAGAUGAAUGAGUAUGGAAUGAAGAGGAUACCGGAUUAUACAGAAUUGGCGUACAAAGAAGCGGUGUCUAAAUUAAAGUAUUUCUUAUCGGGAAAUAAUGCACCGAGCGUCCGUAGCUACGGAGGUUCAGCUUCAAUUAAAAACCUCGAUGAAUCUGAUGGUGAUCUCGAUAAGAAAUAUUCGUCAUCGUUCAAUACCUUGUCUGAAUACAAGCCACGACCGCGGCUGACGGCCAAAUAUGCUACAUUGUACGCAGACAGCCUGAACAACUACAUGCCGCCUCAGCCAAAUGUUACUAAUAUUGCACCACCAGCAUCCGCUGACUUGAGUGGCGGAACCAAUCCUGAUGUGGUCAACUUUAUACAGAAACAGGAAGAGUACAUUGAGCAACUCGAACGGGAAAGUCAAUAUUGCAGGGACGAAUUGAACAAUCUUCUCGGUAAAGUUAAAGAGGUUAUAUCAGAAAAUGAACACUUGCACGAGGCUCAAAAGAAUAAGCUCAUUUCUCGAAUGUUCCACACUUAUAAUGCUGGCUCUGAGACUGACGAUCUAGAUGAUGUCGGUGACAGCACUGGACUGGACAGCGAUAAUAAGGUAUCUCCUUCAAAAACUCGCAGACCUAAAUCUCGAUCUGUAAAACUCGAAGGACCAAACAUCGUCUUCGAAUCACGCAUCGCUGAACUAGAGGCUCAGCUGACACAGGCUAAAAUAGAUCUUAAGAAGGUCCAGGAUGAAAACAACGAAAAUAAACGUAAGCUUGCCAAUGGUCUCGUGGACUCGACUUGUCUGGACGGUUUUAAAAGGCAAAUCGAUAAUUUACAAAGAGAUAAAUCUACUUUGGAGUCUCAGAUAUCUAAGCUGAAACUGAAUCUAGAGCAGAAGGAAGGCGAUCUGGACACGCGCUACAAAAGAGGUUCGGAUGCUGUUGAACAACAACUCAGAGAGGAGAGAAAUAAUUUAGAAAUGGAAAUAAGCAGACUCAAGGCGGAGCUGGCGGCGGAGCGCGGGCGCGCGCGCUCGGCGUCGGGCGAGGGCGCGCGGCGCGCGCAGCGCGAGCGCAGCGCGGCCGAGCAGCGCUACCUCGCGCACUGCGACGAGCUGCAGCACGACCUCGCCGCGCAGUUCGACAACGUCGCCAAGCUGCAGUUGGACUUGGAACGACAACGUCGUGAUGAAAACGAUUUAAAAAGGGAGCUAUCGAUGAAGAAUGCCGCAAUUGAAGAAUUGAAAAUGGAACUUAAGAACAAAAGCGCGUCCCUUCAAGCAGAUCUGGCUCAAGCCCACGCAGAAAAAGCAUCCCUCGAGGAAGAGCUAGCGAGCGCUAGACUUGCUAUCGAAAGACAUCAACGACAAUCCAAGCAUGAAGUUAACCGACUUAAUUCUGAAAUUCAGUCACUUCGACAACGCUUAGACAGAGCUGAUGCAGAUUUGGUUCAUUCACGUCGCGAAAACCUGCGUCUUUCGGAACAGAUCUCCAAUCUAGAAAAAGAGCUUAAUUUGAAAAACUUGACACCGAUAUCACCAGAGAAGAACAGGAAGGAGAAAGAAUUGUCAACGAUGCUAGAAUCGAUGGAGAAUAAGCAUGCUAAGACCGUGGCUGAGUUGGAGUCCAUGAUUCAUUCACAAAACAGUCUGAUGGAGAAACUCACCAGCGAAUGUCGUUUGCUUACCGACAAGCUCGACGACACAAAUCGUAGGCACAAAAUGGAAAAAACACAGUUGCUUUGCAGAAACUCUGAACUUAUGAGAAAACUUAGAAAUCUGUGGUCUUCUCAUAAGAAAUACUGCACGACCACUAUAGCACCGUAUCGAAGUUACACUCCAUUAAGUGGAUAUCCAAGUAGCUCAUCAUGUGACUUAGACCGCACUUAUUUGACCUCAACGCCUUAUACAUAUAGAAAUAGGUUUAGAAGAACCGAUGGAUCUAGUUACAUUGGUAAUGCGAAUGACGAAAUCGGUAAUCUGAGCAGAAAUUUAAGUGAUCUUUCAAUAGAUAAAAUUGGUGAUUCUGAUGAUGAUCCGAUAAAGCACCUUCCUCGCACACAACCAAUACCAACAGAAUAUCAAAUUCCCCGACCGGCGCCGGAUCAGACGAUUCCAGAAAUGAGUCCGCCGGAGACUCCACAUUCAGAGAAAACAACGAUAUCGGAGACGUCGCUGGAAACCACGAAAAAUCAAGAAAUAUAGAUCAACCCAUACGAGAUCAAACUAAUGAUAAGAAUAUAUCACAAGACGCACAAAAUUACAGCACAGAAAUAUCACAAGAUGUAGUAAGCAACAUACAAGAUAAUAAUGAAGAUUUGAAUGUAGUAGAAAAAAAGAUAACAAAACAAAAUUCACACGAUUCAAACGAUAGAGAUGAGAAAUCCAUAAAGAAAAAAUCAUCAAGAGAAAUGACACCCGAAAAACAUGUGAAACAUGAAAUAGAAAAGGAUAUUUCGAAACUUGAAAGCAAUGAAGAAUUUGAUGAAGAUCAAAAAGUCGCUGAAA
This is a messenger RNA of Vanessa atalanta (red admiral), 2565 nucleotides long. RefSeq names its product serologically defined colon cancer antigen 8 homolog. The transcript has 15 exons. Gene Ontology annotation, biological process: tube formation; neuron migration; centrosome cycle. Lineage: Eukaryota; Metazoa; Arthropoda; Insecta; Lepidoptera; Nymphalidae. The record is from RefSeq and is a predicted model, not a curated record. The coding region runs from base 40 to 2262 and encodes 740 amino acids. Gene Ontology annotation, cellular component: centriole; centrosome.